AUGUCGCGCGCGCGAGGGAUCGCGCGCGCGACGCGCGGCGGUGAGGUCGCGCGACGCGCCGUCGCGACGACGUCGACGGCGACGGCGACGGCGACGCGGGACGACGACGACGCGACGGGCGAGCGAUUGAAGCGGGCGCUGCGGCGAUGCGACGACGCGUGGGCGCUCGACGGGACGACGCACGGGGCGAGGCUGGCGCUGAUGCCUCGAAGACGGUGCGUGGGGGUGAACGCACACUUUCCGCGAGCGCUGCUGGUGAGAUACGUGCUGGCGAUGGACGGGGAGAAGCGACGAUGGGUGGCGCCGGACGCGCGGGGCGAACGCGAGGGACGAGGCGCGUACGCGAGCGCCGAUCCGCGGGCGCUGGAGAUGGCGAUGAAGAAGAGAGGGUUCGAGAUGGCGUUCAAAACGAAAGAUAUACACGUACCGGAGAAAUUGGCCGAGAUGACGCGACGACAACUCAGGGCGCACGUGCGAGAGUUGUUCGCGCGAGCGUGCGGGAGCGCGCGGGAGGCGCUCGCGGGAAACGCGGGAAACGGGGAAGAAUCGAGGGCGCAAACGACGCCACGAACGGUCGAGGAAGAGAUUGAAAAACUGAUCGAGACGCAGAAAAGAAUUGUUGCAGAAGAUUGGAUAUUGAUUCCGAGCGAUUCGCGCGCGCGCGACGGUGCCGGUGACGAUGAAACGCACGAAGAAAGGCGCGGAAGCGCCGAAUCAGACGCGGUGCGCGGCGUCGGUUACAAGCUAGACGCGCUGAGCAUGGAUGAGCUGACGGCUUGUUUGGACGCAGCCGACGCAGAUGAAAGCGUUUUGAAGCGCAUUCGAGACGGCUUGAAGAAAUUUCAAACGACUGGAAAUUUAUCCGACGCGCCGAAGCUCGUCGACGUAAACGAGGAUGUUUCGUUGGGUCUACGCAUCACGCAAAUUAAAGUCAAGCUUUUCGAGCGCACAUGA
Molecule: messenger RNA, 954 nt
Organism: Ostreococcus lucimarinus CCE9901
Lineage: Eukaryota; Viridiplantae; Chlorophyta; Mamiellophyceae; Mamiellales; Bathycoccaceae
Exons: 1
Coding region: 1-954 (317 amino acids)
Source: RefSeq, a predicted model, not a curated record